Pyricularia pennisetigena is the source of this 1176-nucleotide messenger RNA. RefSeq lists its product as uncharacterized. NCBI's taxonomy places the organism in Eukaryota, Fungi, Ascomycota, Sordariomycetes, Magnaporthales, Pyriculariaceae. The record is from RefSeq and is a predicted model, not a curated record. Bases 1 to 1176 code for a protein of 391 amino acids. The transcript has a single exon.
AUGUCAACAGAACAGGAAACCAUCACCGGAAGAGCCCGAUACCAACCGUUAAGGAGAGAAGUCCAUAGGGCGGCCCAAGAGAAUCCCAGUAACAGAGAGAGCCAUGCCCAACCAGGUCUCCAUGGCUUCGCCCCCGGGGUCCCGCAGCUCCUAGUCUACCGCGACGCGCUAGGCCGGAACCGCCGCGUAUCGAUCCAGGAGGCCAUAAAAUCGGCCCGAGACGAAAACUGCCUCACCGAGGCUCUCUUCCUCUCUCGCUUCCUCUCACCGUCCGCCUUGGUCGCGGAAGAGGUCCUGCGCCGUCAGCACAACCGAGCCGUCGAGGAAGCCCGGAACGCCGAGACGGGCCGAGAUGUCAGGCAUCGAGAGGCAGAGUGGGGAUUUGCGCUUGGCCCGGGGCCGCAUGCAGUCGGCAACGGUGACGCAAGGAGAGCUCCGUCUCCUGCGGUGCGAGUCGCAGGAAUGCCUGCGCAGUGGAUAACAGCAGAUGCCGGUUUGUUGGGGGAAGCUGUCCGGCCUGAACCUGUGGCUGGCGUCUGGCCGACCUGGCCCGAGACCACGCCGGGAGACAGCGCAGAACGGGGCCAGUCACAUCACACUGGUAAUGACCGCUGGAGCGACGUCAAACUGCAGCAAGGUCAAAAGAGCCAAACUUGGGCGACUACCCAGACGGAAAUAGCAGCUCCUCAGGAGCCAGACACAAAUGCAACGAAGCCAGAACCAGAGCACGAUAGAAUGACGUCCCCGCCACCGAGUCGGCCGACGUCAACAGCUCAACCACAGCUGAGCGGGCGGCCAUCGCAGGCGAGCCUGAGGACGAAAGGGAGCUUGAGCAGCUACGCAUCGACCAUCAGUCUGACGCACGUGGACGCGCGCUCGAAUCUGCUCGACUGCGACGCCAUGGGUGGGUUUUUUGUUGUCCGGCAGCAGCUUCAGGAGCAGCAGUGCCAGAAGGACAACAAGGUUGACGAGAGCGACUCGGACCAAGAGCCGUUUGGUACAAGAGCAGGCAUUUUUCGACCGCUGGGGCGCGAGCACCAUCCAAACAUGCCGCGGAAGCACUCGCGCGAGUGCAAGAGCAAGUGCAGAGAUGACGGAGGAGAAAAAACCACGGCGACGUUGGAGAACGAGGAGGAUGAUUACGUGAUGGUGGAAAAGCCAAAGGCAACCCGUUGA